AUGCAUUGUGGAAUAAAUGCACUUUGUAUUGCUUUUGACUUUUGUUUUCUUAACGGUUCCCACACUUGUCGGUUGCGCGCUGGACACACAGUACCUUCAAACACCGCAACGCAAUGUGGACUUUACGAAAUGACAGCUAAGAAAGAUUGUUCGGGUGGAUUAUUCAUAACAUCUCAAAGAAUAUGCAAGAAAAUUUUGUCGGACCUUGCGUUGCGUAAACCUACCAAACAGUCGUCAACCUACUAUACUUAUACAGCUGAGUAUGCUGUAGAUGGUAACUAUGGCACAGACCUUAUGAACAACAAGUGUCAAUGCACAGAUACGAACGACAUAAACCCCUGGUGGAUGGUAGAUCUGCAAACUGUGUGUUUCAUUACAUCUGUCAGAAUAGUCAACAGAGGACCAGAUAGCUCCGGAAUAGAUUCAUCACACCGACUGCGGGAUGUUACUGUCACUGUAGGGAUGACAGAAUCAACUGUCAACAUUGUCUGUGGUUUCUUUGCUGGCCCCGGUACUCUGUCACAGGUGGUCAUCAUCGACUGUCCGACAAUACCAGAGGGGAGAUUUGUAAAGAUCUCCAAAACAACCGAGUAUCUCACUCUUUGUGAAGUUGACGUCUUUGGAGUCGCUGUAUAAUCAUUGUCAUAACUAACGUCUUAUAGUUGAAACGUUACGUAAAUCGUUUUAAUUUCGCAGAACUUGAUGAAAGUAUUGUCUAUUCAUUUUAAUCUGACUUUGGCGAAAGGCUUAAGGGUUUUUUUUUUCUUUUACAGCGGUGACAACUCUUAAUUAUACAUAUACGUGUUCGUUCGUAAUAUAAUGCAUGCAUUUGAUAUUAAAAAUGUAAAUGCAUGUAGCUUUAUACCAGUGUGAAAUUUUAAGAAAAGGUUUUCAAAGUUUUUGGUUUUUUUUUUAUUAUCGAUGUAUUUACA
Molecule: messenger RNA, 932 nt
Organism: Magallana angulata
Lineage: Eukaryota; Metazoa; Mollusca; Bivalvia; Ostreida; Ostreidae
Product: fucolectin-1-like
Exons: 4
Coding region: 1-636 (211 amino acids)
Source: RefSeq, a predicted model, not a curated record